UGGCAACAUGUCGAGCCCCCAAAGCAACGAGUCUAAGGUAAAUUCCAGCUGGAUUGAUUGGUUCGUUGGGAAGACUGGCAACGAGUUCCUCUGCCACGUGCCCAUCGAAUUCAUAGCGAAGAAGUUCAACCUGAAGGGCCUGAAGCACAAAGAAGAGGCACUGGAGAUUGUCCUGGAUCCGACAUUCGACAGUUCCUUGGACUGGGUCUCCGGCUAUGAGGCGGAGCUGUACGGCAUGAUCCACGCCAGAUACAUCCUGUCUGCGCAUGGCGUGGAUGACAUGCGCCUAAAAUUUGAGAGAGGGGACUUCGGAAGGUGUCCGAGGUUCUACUGUGACAGGCAGAGAACCCUCCCAGUGGGUCUCAGCGACAAGUGGGGCCAGUCUACUGUGAAGGUCUACUGCCCUCGCUGUAACGACGUCUUCAAGCCACGAUCCCGCAAUGAAAUGCUGGACGGGGCCAUGUUUGGGACCAGCUUCCCGCACAUGUUCUUCAUGCAGCUGCCGAUGCUGAGACCCCAGCCGCCCGUGGAGAAGUACGUCCCCCGUAUCUAUGGAUUCCGGUUGCACGAGUCGGCCUUUAUGCCGCUCGCAUCGCGCGAGUCCUCGACCGCGAAUAUGGCAUCCUCGGCCACCUCCUCGGGCACCUCCUCGUCACCCUCCCCUUCCCGAAUUGACCAGGAUGUUUAACUCCACACGAUAUCUUGUUGUUGCAAUAAACACAUUCCCCAGUGCGUUGAUAUGGCCAGCUACCACAUACUCAUGCACCUCUUACACCUCAUACACCUCAUACACUUCAUACCCCUAAUACACCCAACCACCUUUUCUAAAAAAAAAUG
Molecule: messenger RNA, 837 nt
Organism: Drosophila sechellia
Lineage: Eukaryota; Metazoa; Arthropoda; Insecta; Diptera; Drosophilidae
Product: suppressor-of-stellate-like protein
Exons: 3
Coding region: 8-688 (226 amino acids)
Cellular component (GO): cytoplasm; protein kinase CK2 complex
Molecular function (GO): protein kinase regulator activity
Source: RefSeq, a predicted model, not a curated record